CUCGCAAGCUUACAUUCUGUAUCGCUACAUGGAUACAGUCUGGACACAACCAUAUUCAAACCAUUUGAGCCCCUACCUCUCCUACCACCGUAUGGUCGGACCAAUCAGCAUCUUCUGAUAAUCUGUGAUGUGGUUAAAUUGAUGACGAUAAUGAGAAGUGCCUGUACUGGGUUUGAAAUGAAAAAUCCUAACACCGAUGGCUGCUCUUGGUUGGCAGCAGUUAUAUCAGAACUGGAGGGCAUAACUUAACUGAAAGCACAGCAAGUAACUGCAUGGAAGGUUUUUCCUCGGUGGAGAAGAUGUUUUCGCUCUUCUCGCUACUGGAUUCGGCAAGAGCUGGAUUUAACGGGCAGAUCAAGAAAGCAAAUUGUGUUGAAAACACCACGUCAGGUCUUCCUGCACUAUGACCUUCCGGAGGACAUCGUCUCCGACCGUGGCCCCCAAUAAUGUCACGGGUUUGGAGGGCUUCAUAGAGAAACUGGGGGUCAUGGUUAGACCUCAUUUCCGGGUACUGGCCUCAGUCCAAUGGAGGAUGAACCAGGAGCUGGGGAGGUUCCAGAGGAGUCACUGCCAGGACCGGUAGGGGGAGUGGGUCCGAUUCCUUCCCUGGGCGGACAACUCCUCCACCAGGCUGACUGUCUUCCAUGUGUCCUGGGUUAUCAGCCAGCCCUGGCUCAGGGGACUCCGACCCAAACCGAAGCCCCUGCGGUGGACGAAUGGUUCUGGCGUGUAGAGGAAGUUUGGAGUGAUGCUCACGUGAGGCUCCAGGGCGCCGUCCAUCGCCAGAAGGAGCAGGCGGAUCGCCACCGCAGUGAACCACCCGUGUUUGAUCCUGGUGAUCGAGUCUGGCUCUCCAACAGAAACUUCCCACUCCGCCUGCCCUGCAAGAAGCAGAGACCCCAGUUUGUCAGGCCGUGCAAGGUUCUCUGGAGGGUCAACGAGGUGACUUAUAGGUUACAGCUUCCCACUAACUACCGGCUCUCACCUUUCAUGUUUCUCUCCUCAGGCCGCUGGUUCCUGGUCCCCUGGAUGAGGCAGUCCCCCACGACACCCCUCCGCCUCCUCUGGACAUCAAAGGAGGUCACACCUGUGCUGUCAGAUCCCUUCUGGACUCGUCGUGGGGUUCAGCUCCAGUACCUGGUGGACUGGGAGGGGUACUGACACGAAGGAUAUAUUGAGUCUGACACGAAGGAUAUAAUGUUGCUCCCAUACUAGGUCCAAAUCCCUGUCAUUGGCAUGAAGAAAAGAAGGAAACACAGAGGGCGUAGAUCAGGGUGCCUUGUGAGAACUAGUCGGCGGGUGGGUAACCCGCCUUUACCAUUUUUCUAUUGGCUCAAUGUUUAAUCACUGGAGAAUAAACUGGAUGAGCUCUGUUAGAGACUAUCCUACCAACGGGACAUUAAAAACUGUAAUAUCUUAUGUUUCACAGAGUUGUGGCUGAACGACGAGACAUAAUAUACAGUUGGCUGGGUUUCCGUGCAUCAGCAGGACAGAAUAGCUACGUCCGGUAAGACAAGAGGUGGGGUUGUGUGUCUAUUUAUCAAUAA
Salvelinus fontinalis (brook trout) is the source of this 1547-nucleotide messenger RNA. RefSeq lists its product as uncharacterized. Bases 526 to 1161 code for a protein of 211 amino acids. Lineage: Eukaryota; Metazoa; Chordata; Actinopteri; Salmoniformes; Salmonidae. The transcript is spliced from 2 exons. The record is from RefSeq and is a predicted model, not a curated record.